Molecule: messenger RNA, 285 nt
Organism: Rotaria sp. Silwood2
Lineage: Eukaryota; Metazoa; Rotifera; Eurotatoria; Philodinida; Philodinidae
Source: the annotation of a GenBank genome assembly
AUGCGUACAUCUAUUUGUAUUGUUAUUAUUCUUACAUUCAUUGAGUCCAUUGUAAGUGCAUAUGCUGCAGAUAAUCGAAUUGUUAUUGGAUCAAGUGUGGGUGGUAUUCUUGGUUUAAUCAUUCUUAUUCUUGAUCUUAUUGCUAUUUUUGAAUUGCUCAAAUCGAGUAGUCGUGGUUUAUGUUUCAAAACUAUUUGGAUUUUAAUUAUCAUCUUUUUUCCUAUUGGUGGUUUGAUUUUAUAUUGUUGUUGUGCUCGAUCUCAUACGGUUGAUGAAAUUGUUUAA